CCGUCAUCAGCAGUGUGCCGUCUAAUGUCGGUCGCUCAACUGCAAAACCGUAUGAACAUUUUUCUAAUAUAGUUUCACAGCGUUACAUCAUAUCCUAUAACGGAUAGCUGUUAUUUAAUCUGUGUUGAUAUCUUUAUUUAAUGUGUUGGUGCUCAGUGGGGAAAGUAAAAUGUAGCCGUCGUUUUGUUUAAAAAACGUAGGUCGACGUUAGCUGUUAGCUUUGGAAGCCGCUCUGGGCUAGACUGUAUGUGCCUCCACAAAGGCCGUGUGCUGCUUUGUUUUUAACGAUGUAUCCCACCUGGGGAAAUUACGGUGCACCUCAGUCCCAAAACUAUGGAGGUGCUGGGCCCCGUAAGCCACUGGCUGGCAGCCACACUGGCCAGGCUCCCGGAUUCGGCGGUUUCGAGGCCUCCUCCAGCGGCUCGUUGUUCUCCAGCUUGCAGGAGCAGCACCUCCAGCAGAUGCAGCAGCUGCAGAUGCUCCACCAGAAACAGCUCCAGUCUGUAUUACAACACGGCAGCAAUGCCAGUACUGCUGCCCCUGCAUACGGCGUUGCACACACUGGUGGGUACAUGGGGUCGUCGUGGCGUCCAGAAGGACCUGCACAUGUAGACAGCGGCGCUGGCGCUCAGUCCUACUUUAAACCAGAAGAGACUUCGGCGACGAGAGUACCCCCUGCUCCCAAACAGGGUCACCAGCAGCCUCCUCCACUUCCUCCGCAACCGCAUCCCACCGAUACCCAGCCUGUGCCUCCCCCUCCAGAGCCGCAGCCAUCAAAGCCACCGGAGAACAGCAGUCCUCCCAAACCCAAGGAGGCCCCCACGGCAGAAGACGAGAAAUCCUUACCGUUGCAGGAGCAGCAGCAGCUCUGGUACAAACAGCAUCUUCAGAAUCUGCAGAAACUUAAGCAAGAGAGAGCCAAACAGAAUCAGAAGGAUGGAGAUGGCUCUUUCCCCCUGCCACCACCCCCAGGCAAAACAGCUCCUCCGCCCCCUCCAUUAGAACCACCAAAAAGCACACCACCACCACCACCGCCUAAAGAGGAACCUCCAACACCGCCACCACUACCUGAGGAAGUAAGGAGUGAAAAUGUAGGAAAAUCACCUACAUUUACAGACACACCUGAAGUACCAAAAGACCCAGAGGAAGCUGCUCGCCUUCAGCAGUUACAGGCUGCAGCAGCACACUGGCAACAGGUUCAACAGCAGAGAGCCGGUUUACAAUAUCAGGCUCUCAUGCAACAACAUGAGAAGCUUCAGCAGAUUCUGGAGCAAUACCAACGCCUCAUUCAACAGCCUGCAAACCUACAGUCAAUGUCUGCAGAAAUGCAGCUGAGGCACUAUGAAAUGCAACAGCAACAGUUCACACCUCUAUUCCAAGACUGGAAUCACUCCUUCACCCUGUGGUAUGAGCAAUUCCAGAGCUAUCCUCAUAAAGACCAACUGCAGGAUUAUGGGCAUCAGUGGAAACAGUGGAAGGAACAGAUGAAUGCAACAAAUGCCCACCUUCAAGAAAGAGUGGCUACUCUCACUGCCAUGGUACCAUUUGCGUCAAGCCAAUAUAAUAGUGGAAUGAUGGGACAGUAUGGCCAGUACCCUGUACAAGACAUGCCUUUGCAGCAGUCAGUAAACCCAGGUAUGCAGCAGACCCCUGUUACUGUUGGUCCAAGACUUCAAGGUCCACAGCCUACUGGUUUUGUAACACAUUCAGAAUCACCUGCUGUGCCCUCAGUUCGAGGAAGUGCCCCUAGUGGCAUAGGAGUCCAACCCCCAGUUCCCCCAGUUGUCCAGCCACCAAGUUUCAACAAUGUCAGGGGUCCACGGGUAAACAACCCCAGAUUUGAACAACCACAGCAGCGAUUUGAUGGACCCCCAAGGUUUGACCAACCGCAACAGCGAUUUGAUGGGCCUCCAAGAUUUGACCACCCACAACAACGCUUUGAUGGUCCUCCAAGGUUUGACCAACCACAGAACCGUUUUGAGGGUCCCCCUCGAUUUGACCAACCGAGGCACCGUUUUGAUGGUCCACCUAGAUUCGAUCAACAACGGCAACGGUUUGAUGGACCGCCCAGAUUUGAUCAACCUCGAUUUGGGCAGCCACCUAGGUUUGAUUCCACAAGGCUCACUGGCCCUUCACCUCGUCUUGAAUGUCCACCAAAGCUUCAAGAAAAACAGCAGCAAGGAAUGCUGCCUAAGGUGGAACCAGUCACUCCGCAACCUCCAACUCCAGAUUCUAAGACUCUAGAAAAAUCGUCUGAUAAGUCGCUAUCUGAAAAUGAAAAAGAUAAAUUGAAAUCGGUUGAUAAGAGCGCUUCUGAAGAUAUGACAGAUGACAACUUACUUUCAACUGAGGGUUUUUUUGUCCAAAGUGAACCAAUUCCUCAGACAUUACAAACAGAUACAAAACCUGAGGAUUCAAAUAGCAGUGUUACUUUGGACAAAGGUGAAAAAUCUGAACCUGUUAACAGUAAGCCAUCUGUAAAUACUAGUCCUGCUGUUACAUCAAACACUACAACACAAAAUUCGCACAAACCAGAUGGACCACUGGGAAACAGCAAACCACCACAGAUUCCAAAGUCCUCAGGAAUCCAACCAGAGCCACAAAAGCAGUCAAAACUAGAUCCUCCAAAACCUCCCCCUGGUCGGGGACGAGGCCAGCCCCCAGUGCCUAGCCAGGUGCGCGGACGAGGACGUGGGCAGAGGAGCAGUGGAGAGUUUAAGGGACAAAACACUGUACCAAUUGGGGAAGAGAUGGGAGAAAUGCCUUAUGAUUACAUGCCCCCUGAAGAAAAUGUGGGUAUGCAAGAAGAACAAGAAAACUACUAUUGGCAAGAUCCUUCACAUGAACAGUUUGGUGGUGAGGAAUCAGAAAUGCCCCCAGAAGAAAUGUGGAUGCCAGAAGAACAUCACUUCACAGAGGAAGAGUAUUAUCAAGAGCCAAUAGGAGGACCCCACAUGGGGAGAGGUGGGCCUCCAAUGAUGAGAGGAAGGCCCCCAAUGCCUAGAGGUGGUCCUCCUAUGGGAAGAGGUGGUCCUCCCAUGGGAAGAGGUGGACCCCCUAUGGGUCGGGGAUGUCCUCCUAUGGGUCGAGGAGGACCACCAAUGGUUAGGGGAGGGCCACCAAUGGUUAGGGGAGGGCCACCAAUGGGCAGAGGUGGGCCACCAAUGGGUAGAGGUGGACCACCAAUGGGUAGAGGUGGACCACCCAUGGCCAGAGGAGGUCCACCUAUGGGAAGAGGAUUACCCAUGGGAAGAGGAUUACCCAUGGGAAGAGGAGGACCAUCUAUGGGAAGGGAAGAACCAGUGGACAGACACUGGGAAGAAGCUGAAUCAAAUGAGUACUUAGAGGAUGAAGACCCUUACUGGAUUGAAAGGAGACCACCAAUGAGAGGCAUGAGACCUCCAUUUCCUCCUGGUCGGGGUCGUCCCCCACGUGGUCACCCUGGUUUCAUGCUUCAAGGACGAGGCCGCCCCCCUUUCCCACCACAUGGGCCAAUAGAUCACGAGCCAUUAGGCCACGGAAUGGAAUCUGAUGAUUCCAAUAUGGAUCCAUCAAGGCAUCCCAUGUACCAUGGACAUGAACCCCCUAGCCAUGCGAUGCAUCCUGACGUAGGACGAGGCAGGCGUCGUGUGCCACCACCACCUCAUGAAAUGAUAGAUCAUUUGGAGGAGCCAAUUUAUGAUGAGGGAACAGAGGGAGAAUUAGAUUGGCAGCCACCACCUGGCAGAGGUCCUCCACCACCUCCACAUGAGAUACUAGAUAGGGAAGGACUGAGGAGGAGACCUAUGGGCCGGGGAAUAGGAAGAGGCAUGUGGCGGCCAGGUCCAACACAUGAGGAUUAUGAAGAAGGUUAUAAAGAGGGUUAUGCUGUAGAUUAUGAUCAUGGGGAAGAUGGUUAUCGCUGUCGGCCACCACCAGACUAUCGUCCUGAUGACUGUCGUCGUGAUGCCAGGUAUCAUGAGUCUGAGUGGGACAGAGAGCAUGCUCUCCCAGAGAGGGACUAUCCCCCCCGCAAGGCACCAUCAGAGCCAUUCAGAGAACCCCACUGGCAAGAGGAAAGAGAAAGAGGUCACCCAUAUCAAUAUGAUGAACUUGAGCGGGGGAGAGGAGAACUCAGAAUUCGUGAAUACAGGGACGAGCCACCUUACCGGAAGGAUGAACCAUCUUACCCACCUCCUUCAGACUGGGAUAGGCCUUCCAGACGUCCUCCACUGCCAGAUAGAGGGUAUCCAAUAGACUAUGAAGAUCGUAGACCUCGCUAUGAGGAACAAAGAGAUGAAAUUCCUUUGCAUAUACCUCCACCUGCAGCUGCACCUGUCACAAACCUGCCUGAGAGUUCAGUUGAAGCAGCCAGUGGAGCAAAUGUACUUGCCCUUUCCCAACGCCAACAUGAGAUCAUCUUGAAAGCUGCUCAAGAGCUUAAACUAAUAAGGGAAUUGCAGGAGGGUAAAACCUCUGGUAGUGAAUCCAAGCCUGCACAAACUGAUGUUCUGCCAGAUCUGCCUGCUGGUCUUCUUGGAUUAGAGAUUCCACCAGAAGUCAGGAAUGUUCUGAAGGGUAUGACUGCAACAACUCAGACAACUGCAGCUGAAUCUGUGCCUCUCGAUAUAAAAUCUACUGCCACACAUUACCAGCCGUCAUUCCCUGCACCUGCAGUGCCGGUUAUUCCAAAGACGGUUGAUUAUGGUCAUGGUCAUGAGCCUGGAACCACGGUUGAGCGGAUCUCUUAUGGUGAGAGGAUUGUGUUGAGGCCUGACCCAGUGCCAUCGGACCGGGGUUAUGAAAAGGAACCACUCAGAGAUCCUUACGGCAGAGACCCAUAUUACGAAAGACGAUCAGACCCUUACAUGGACCGCCGGGAGUACAGCAGAGAGAGGGAAUUAUACAGAGAGAAGCCAGAAUAUGAAAGAGAAAGAUUUGACAGGGAGCGCUACCCCCUGAGAGAGAGAGAUGACAGCACUCAGGCCAUGAAUGAUGAAAGAUCUCCACUGGCGUCUUCUCUACGCUCCGGAUACAGGGAGAGGGACCGGGAUGUUCGAGAUAGGGACCGAAGUGGCAGCCGUGAUCCAGAUGAACAUUAUGGGAGGCCAGGUUAUGAUAGACCUCCAUAUGAGCGUGCUAUACUUGAGCGUACUGGGCCUGAGCGUUACAGUCAUAGCCCAUCACCUUACAUGGACAGAAGAAGUUAUCCAGAUGACAGAGGGCCCCCCACUGCACCACCAAUCCCACCUCCACAACCUCCCCCACGUGUUGAGAAGAAGCCAGAAAUCAAGAAUAUCGACGAUAUCCUUAAACUACCUGGCAGAUUGUCUCGCCCUGAAAGGAUUGUCAUAAUCAUGAGGGGGCUUCCAGGAAGCGGAAAAACCCAUGUUGCAAAGCUCAUACGGGACAAAGAGGUUGAAUGUGGCGGUGCACCUCCCCGAGUUCUUGUUUUAGAUGAUUACUUCAUGACAGAGGUUGAGAAAGUUGAGAAGGACCCAGACACUGGGAAGAGGGUCAAAAAAAAGGCUAUGGAGUACGAGUAUGAGCCGGAGAUGGAGGAUACUUACCGGAGCAGCAUGCUUAAAACGUUUAAGAAAACCUUGGAUGAUGGCUUUUUUCCCUUCAUUAUUUUAGACACUAUUAAUGACAGGGUUAAACAUUUUGAUCAGUUCUGGAGUGCAGCUAAAACUAAAGGCUUUGAGGUGUAUUUGGCUGAAAUCACUGCAGACACUCAAACUUGUGCAAAGCGGAAUGUCCAUGGGCGCACGCUUAAGGAUAUAAUGAAGAUGUCUAAUAACUGGGAGCCUUCACCACGUCACAUGGUGCGCUUGGAUGUCCGGUCCCUGCUGCAGGAUGCUGCUAUAGAGGAGGUUGAAAUGGAAGAUUUCAAUCCUGAUGACGAGCCCAAGGAACCCAAGAGAGAAGAGGAAGAAGAGAGUGAUCUGGGCUACAUUCCAAAAAGCAAAUGGGAGAUGGACACAUCAGAGGCAAAACUUGACAAGUUGGACGGUCUGGGGAGUGGCGGGAAGAGGAAGCGUGAAGGUGAACAUAUGGCAGGCCUCGAAGACUACCUACAGCUGCCAGAUGACUAUGCUACACGCAUGUCCGAACCUGGAAAGAAGAGGGUUCGAUGGGCUGAUCUUGAAGAGCAAAAGGAUGCAGAUCGAAAGCGUGCUAUCGGUUUCGUGGUGGGUCAAACGGACUGGGAGAAAAUAACAGACGAGAGUGGCCAGCUGGCACAAAGAGCUCUCAACCGUACCAAGUAUUUCUAAGAAGAUAAUCUUACACUUUUUUUGGUUUCAGUGAAAGGUGCCCAGAAUGUGAAAACUGCUGAAGCUUACUGGCGAUGAAAUUUUCAUCAGGGUGAUUUCACCAGCUGUUAUCUGUUUCUUAUUACAUUCAUUAUUAGAGGCUUUUAUUUCUCUGGAUAUAAAUCAAAUCAAUAUGUAGUUUAUAAUUCUCUGAUACGUCUAGUCUUGCAUCCUAUCAUUAUUCUUAUGUUUGCUUUUUUUUGCUGUUUUAUACUCUUCCUAAUUCAUGUACUGUAUACCUGUAGCACUGUUUCUUGGUCCAUCCAUAGUUUUAAAAGAGACAAUAAAAAACACAAUCUAAACUUUCUGAGUCUUACUGAAUUUAUCAGGUGGGUUUUAUGAUCUACAUAUUUUGUAUAAAAUUGUAUUUUGUUAGAAAUUACCAUGUAGAUCAGUUGACCUACUUUGAUUUUCACAUGGCAUUUUCUCACACAAAAGCUUUAACACUUUGGAUUGCUUUACCCAGCCCCUUUACAACAUCUUUAGAAACAGCUGAUGACCAGUUUGAAAUUGGACUGUGGGCAGCAUCUGUUGAAAUGGUUUACAGUGCAUCCCUUACCCUGAAACAAAAAAACAAAACAAACCCAAAUUGUCAAAAUAUGGAAGAACAUUUUGUAAGGGAAAAAUCAGUCCACUCUGGCUUUGGGGUUCUUAGAUGUCAUAGGUUUAAAUGAAAUAGUCAAUGAGACUACAUGCACAAAAAUACUGGGAGCACUGGCCGUUUAGGUGAUUAAACCACCCAUUUUUAAAAAAAUUUCUGUUACUGUUUUUUUGUUUUGGUUAUUUUUUUAAUUAUUAGAAAAACAAAACAAACAAUUCUAAUAUUAUUUUUUUUUGCACUCAAAGUCAAAAUAAGAUGUUGCCUGUACCACAUUUUGAUUACUAUACCCUCACUGGCCACAUCAUCCCUGAUACUAGUACUGGGUUGGGCUUCAUUUUGCCUUCAGUUAGUGCACAUUUUUUCAGCUGCACAUCCAUAGUGGAAUCUCCCAUUCUACCACAUUCUGAAGGUGCUCUAUUUGAUUGAGAUCUGGUGAAUGUGGAGGUCAUUUUAGUAUAGUAAACGUGUCAUGUUCCAUAACCAGUGUGAGAUGCUUUGAGCUGCUUACAUGGUGCAUUAGCCACCACCACACAAUGGGUACACUUUGGUCAUGAAGGGAAGGACAAGGUCAGUAACAGUACUCAGGUAUGUCUGGCAUAUGAACAGUGCUCAUUUAGUUCUAAUAGCCCUUUUCCAUAAGUACCUACUCAGAUCAACUCGACAUUUUUUUUUAGGGUUUGCCAUUAGGUCAUAGUACCUGGUAUUAGGUACUUUUUUAGUACCUACUCAACCGGGGUUCCAAGCGAUCUGAAAAUGUGACAUCAACACACUGCAUGCCACUGAUUGGCUAGACAGGGACGUCACUUGAUAAGUCAUGAGAGCAACUCCUUCACGAAAAUCAAACCCACCAUUUUUGAAAUCCAGCAACGAUGGAAAUGGCUACACAAACAACACUCAGAGUCUAACGAAAAGCCACAGACUGACUGCAGGUAUACCAUUGUCUUGAUGUCCACCUUUGUUGUGGCGUUUCGUGUUGCAUACAAAUGGCGUUCAACCACAUUCGUAUAAUGAUCGUACGCACCUUAGACGGUACUCUGUUGUCAUGGAAAACAAGUUGUCAAGCUCCAACUUCUGACUCUCCCAAUGUCGCACCAGAAAUCAAGGCUCAUUGGACCAGGCAAGGUUUUUCCAGUCUUCUCCUUUCCAAUUUAGGUGAGCCUAUGUAGCAUCAGUUUCCUUUUAUUGACUUUAAGAAGUGCAACCUGAUGUGGUCUUCUGCUGCUGUAGCCAUUCUGCUUCAAGGUUCAAUGUGUUGUGUGCUCAGAGAUGUUUUUCUGCAUUCCUUGGUUUUGACACAUGGUUAUUUGGGGUUACUUCAUAAACCCUAGUGAUGGUUAUGUGUAAAAACCCCAGUAGAUCAGCAGUUUCUGUAGUACUCAGACCAGCCCAAUUGGCAUCAACAAACAUGUCACAUUUAAAGUCCCUUAAAUCAACUUUUUCCCACUCACAUUUUUGACUUCAGCAGGUUUGACCAUUUCUACAUGGCAAUUAGCUGAUUAGAUAUUUGCAUUAAUAAGCAGUUGAAAAGUUGUACCUAGUAAAAUGGCUUCUUAGUGUGAAAUGUAUAGUUUCCCAAACUAUUUUGGUUUUUUGGCCCCUGUUUGUUGUUGAAAUCAAGCACAUCAGGAUUUUUUUUUUUCUUUUUACAAUAAAUUUAAUCUGGAUUACCGACAUUGUUACUGGAGUAACUGAAGGACACAACAAGGAUCGACGGUUACAAACAGAUAAAUCACUUCUGAUGAAGGAUUAAAUUGGCUUUGGACCAUUGGUUGAAGUGUGCCAUGUGGUAAAUGAGUGGAUGGAUCCAGGCGGUAAGUAUGGAACAAAGCAAGAAACUAUUCCUUUAUGUUAAUACUUUUUUAACUGGUUCACUGACAUUGUAAUUGUAGAAUUGAAAUAGUUUGUGUUCUAUAUAUUUUUGUCAUUUUGUUUGUAUGUACAGUAAUAAGUUCUGUUCCAUCAAUAUUAAAGAUUUUGUAAAUUC
This is a messenger RNA of Pelmatolapia mariae (spotted tilapia), 8878 nucleotides long. It is a transcript of the gene ylpm1, whose product is annotated as YLP motif containing 1. Gene Ontology annotation, cellular component: nucleus. The transcript is spliced from 23 exons. Gene Ontology annotation, biological process: regulation of telomere maintenance. The record is from RefSeq and is a predicted model, not a curated record. NCBI's taxonomy places the organism in Eukaryota, Metazoa, Chordata, Actinopteri, Cichliformes, Cichlidae. The coding region runs from base 288 to 6254 and encodes 1988 amino acids.